Notolabrus celidotus (New Zealand spotty) is the source of this 2443-nucleotide messenger RNA. RefSeq names its product rho-related GTP-binding protein RhoA-C-like. Gene Ontology annotation, biological process: cell migration; stress fiber assembly; small GTPase-mediated signal transduction. Lineage: Eukaryota; Metazoa; Chordata; Actinopteri; Labriformes; Labridae. Gene Ontology annotation, cellular component: cleavage furrow; dendritic spine. The transcript has 5 exons. Bases 274 to 855 code for a protein of 193 amino acids. The record is from RefSeq and is a predicted model, not a curated record. Gene Ontology annotation, molecular function: GTP binding; GTPase activity.
AGAAAACUUUGAAUGACAGAAGUUAAAACCAUGAAAACCCCGUUAGGUUGAAUGCUAACCUAGCUAAUGUUAGGUGGUUUGACAGGCCCGACUGAACAGCAGCGUUUCAGCAGGAAUGGGAACACAGCACGGAAAUGCUAAAUGUUUACAGCCUGUACCUCCUCGGUAUAUUUGCCAGUAUUGUUAUUUCAGUUUAUUUUAAUGCAGUUACUCAGGGAAUUUGUGAAAGAAACUUAAAACUGUGAGGAGGCCGGUCUGCUGACGUUUCCGACGAUGGCUGCUAUCAGAAAGAAGUUGGUGAUAGUUGGGGAUGGUGCAUGUGGGAAAACUUGCCUGCUCAUCGUCUUCAGCAAAGACCAGUUCCCAGAAGUCUAUGUCCCCACUGUGUUUGAGAACUAUGUGGCAGACAUUGAGGUGGAUGGGAAACAGGUUGAGCUGGCACUUUGGGAUACAGCAGGUCAGGAAGACUACGACAGACUGCGGCCACUCUCUUACCCUGACACUGAUGUUAUUCUUAUGUGCUUCUCUGUAGACAGCCCUGACAGUUUAGAAAAUAUUCCUGAGAAAUGGACACCUGAAGUGAAACACUUCUGUCCAAAUGUUCCAAUCAUCCUGGUGGGCAAUAAAAAGGACCUGCGCAAUGAUGAGCACACCAGGCGAGAGCUUGCCAAAAUGAAACAGGAGCCAGUUAAAUAUGAAGAUGGCAAAGAAAUGGCAAACCGCAUCUCUGCUUACGGCUACCAGGAGUGUUCUGCCAAAACCAAAGAUGGUGUAAGGGAAGUCUUUGAGAUGGCUACUAGGGCAGCACUGCAGGCCAAGAAACGUGGCAAGAAGUCCACUUGCCUUCUGUUAUAGGCUCUGGGACACCAAGGAGCUGCCGCCAUCACACAUGAGAGGGCAGCUUCCGUUGAGAUUUGACAAAGGGGGGAGAAUAUUGGGGAGGGCCCUGAAAAGUUUUGCAGAUGCUCAAUUUGUGAUCACCCAGUUAUCUUCAUCAAAUUAAAGCAGAUCUUUAACGAUUCGAUAGGCUUCUACACGUCAAUCCUUGGUCUCUACAUUGGGCUACAUACCAUUUCGCUUGCUUUUAUCAAACAUCUUUUUGAUCUGGGAAUCUCCAGGGCAGUUGGUGGGGGUGAUUCAAAGAUGAGUAGAUGUAAACUUGUUACAAUGUGCCAUGAUUAGAAUGAAGCUAGAAACGGUCAUUACUGGGGACAUUGGAAAGAAAGAUGGAUAAAAUACAUAAAUGUAAAAUAGGUUUGAAUUAAGACCAUGUCUAAGUGGAUUUUACACAGUAUCGCCUACAUGUAGUGCCUUGAGAGCAGGAGUCAAGAAGAGUAAGUUGUGGGGUUGGGAUUCAUAAUUUCAGAUGGGGUAUUAUUUUGUCAUUUGUAGUGUCAACACAUCACAUUUUGUGAAUGCCUUCUCCCUGUCAUUGACUUGGCUCCUUCAGGCUCAUAUUCUGACUCAGGCGCUAUGCAGGGGUAUGCCUAAACUAGAUUGUAUGAGAUAUUUUUCCCAUACUGAAUUACUUACCUGUAGUUAAGAGUGUGUGCGGGUGUGAGUACGUGAGUGUGUGCAACUGUAUGGUGGUUUGUUUUCUCCAGUGCAGGUCUGCAUGCAGUGAAUGUGUGUUACUUAGUGUGAGUGUGUAUUAACAAGUGUCCAUGUACUGUAUUCAUGGAAAGGCCUUCUGCGUCACUGACCUAACUCCUUGUUUCCAUGCCAAAGUUACCCCUGACAACCACAUUUUAUGGCUCAGAUGGGUAAUGGAAUUAACAGCUACUCAGAGUGACACAGAAACCUUCACUUUACUGGAAGACAUUGUACUACACAUAGAGGCACAAUCAGGUUAAACAUAUUAUGACUUUGUAGGACCUUUUUUUUUUUUUUUUUUUUUUUUUUUUUUUUUUUUUUUUUUUUUUUGAGUGUACUAGCGAUUCAUUUGAUUGUGUUAAUCAGUGGGUCAAAUCACGAGUGGUGUAGUUGAUAAGUUGAAUAUUCUUUCUUUAGAUAAUAGGCUUAUAAUAUUACUAUAAUGUCCAUUAUGUACUGUAUGUCUUACAAGGCCUUGUAAGGACAUGUUAUUGAUGUGUAUUUCAAGUUUGCCUGUUUUGCAAUCUUCCCCAUCUCAUGAAAUCGUCAUUAUUGUACUAUAACUUUAAUGUUGGUGUCUCUAAUUUUCUUAUCAUAUUUUAAUCAUUUUACUUAAUCCUGCUGUUAUGAUCAGCUCCUGUCAGUUAAAUGAUAAAUAAAUUGUAACUGUAGAAUUGUUUUGUUUUACUAAUUAAAGGUCAACCUUAGGGUGCAUGGCUGGACAGUUUUGGGGUGGGCUGCUAAAGCAGCUAUUUUCCUAUACUUUCUUUUUCUUUUUUUGUACUGUGACAUAUUAGGAUUUCUGGAUUUUCCAAAUAAAGGUGACAUUGGGGUUUUCUGUUGUAAGGUA